Messenger RNA from Meloidogyne enterolobii, 2052 nucleotides. Lineage: Eukaryota; Metazoa; Nematoda; Chromadorea; Rhabditida; Meloidogynidae. The record is from the annotation of a GenBank genome assembly.
AUGGAAAACAACAAAACUUCAAAAACAGAAGAAAAUAAUUAUCAACUUGUACUAGACGAACAUACAACAACAAAUAAUUAUUUAAAAAAAUUAAAAGAGGAUGAUUUUGAAGAGCAACAACUUUCUUCAAAAUUUGCUUCAUUAUAUUCUAAAUUACCCGAUCAACAACCUCUUUAUCAAAUUUAUUUAUUACAAGAACAACAAAGAAUUAAUGAUUCUUUGGAACCUAUUGAAGAAAUUUUAAAUAUUGGAAAGAAAAAAACGUUGUUAAAAAGGAAAGGAAGGGAAGAAGGAGAAGAAAGGGAAGAGGAAAUUGAUGAAGAGGAUGGAGAAGGUGAAAAGAAGAGUGAAGAAGGUGAAGAAGAAAAGGAUGAAAUAGAUAGUGGUUGUCCAGAAUCGGAUGAACAACAACAACACCCUUCAGAUCCAACUAGUAUUAGUAGAAGUUGUUCUGCCAGUAAUUCCUCAGCAGUUAUUCGAAGACAUUCCUCUUCUACAACAGAUUCGGGAAGGGCUGAUUCACUUAUUAUUCGACCUUUAAAACGUGAACGCCUUCUUGGUCAGAGUAUUUUUGCUUCACAGCGCUCACUAUGGUGUGAAUUGCCAGAAGUGAAGGAAUCUGGUAUUCUAGAACAACUGAACGAGGAUCAAAGAAAGCUACAAGAAGCAUACUUUGAAGUAAUUACAUCAGAAGCUUCCUAUUUGCGCUCUAUUUCUUUCCUGAUUUCACAUUUUAUGUCAGCACCAGAAUUAAUGGGAAGCAAAAAUACACAAUCUGUGAUAACGAGUUCUGAAAGGAAACAAUUAUUUAGCAAUAUUUUGGCAAUUCGUGAUUGCAGCGAACACUUACUCGUGGAAUUGGAAACUCGUUUAAAACAAGGAUUAGUAUUACCCGAUAUAUGUGAUAUUCUCUGUGCUCAUUUUGAAACACAAUUUGAACCUUAUAUUAAUUACUGUUCCAAUCAAGAAUAUCAAGACAGAACACUUAAAAAAUUAAGAACAGAAAAUGGAUUAUUUAAUUCUUGUAUUCAACGAUUAGAGAAGGACCGGGAAUGUCAUGGGUUGGAUAUUCGUUCAUUUUUGAUGUUGCCAAUGCAAAGAAUUACUCGUUAUCCGUUAUUAAUUGAUGCAAUAUUGCAAUGGUUACAUCAAGACCAGCAUCAACACUCGUUAGCAACUCGAGCUUUAACACUAGCAAAUCAAGCAGUACAUAAUUGUAAUGAAGGUGCUAGAAGAAUGGAACAUACAGAGAAGAUGUUGGACAUUGAAUCCCGUUUAAUUUAUAAAUGUAAAGAUUUGAAAAGAAUUGCUUUAGUAACAAGUGGAAGGUAUGUGGUGAAGAGUGGACAAUUAAUUCAGUUGGCCGAAAAAAGAAAUGGAGAGUCUAAAACAAAAUUGGCUUUGGCUGCUAGAAGUGGUGGAAUGAAGGCUCGCCCCCUCGCGUUUUUUCUCUUCAAUGAUCUCCUAUUAAUUACAAAACGUCGUCUAAAUGGACAAUUUGUUUGUAAAGAUUAUGCUUAUCGUCGUUUUGUUGUUUUUGAACCUUUAGAAUUAAACAAUUUGCGCGUUCCUCCACGGGUAACUUCAGCAUUAGGAAGUGGAAGAAAUGCUCAUUUACUUUCUUGUGUUUUAUUUCAAAAUGCGAGAGGGAGACAAGUUGAACUACUCUUAAGUGCUGAAAAUGAAAGUGAUCGAGAACGUUGGUUAACUGCUAUGAGGCCACCUACUUGCGCUAACCCCGACGAGAAAAUUUAUGAAGAAUGGGACUGCCCUCAAGCUGUAGCUGUACACAAUUAUGUGCCUACUGAAGAAGACCAGUUAGGACUUUCACCUGGUGAUGUAGUCAACGUUUUAAGAAAAUUGGCGGAUGGUUGGUAUUAUGGAGAAAGAAUUCGAGAUAAACGUGGGGGGUGGUUUCCAUCAUCUUAUGUUCAACAAUUAAUGAAUGAUCAUGUGAGGGCACAAAAAUAUAAACAACGAUUUAGAGUAUUACAGGUGGAUUUUGAGAGUUGUGUUUUAUUAAAAGAAAAAUACAAAAACAAUCGGAAUUAA